CAUGUCAAAGAGACGCUUUCGAAGAAGAAUUUACAGAGAAAAUGGUAAGAAGUCAAAGUAAAAGCCGGGAGCGAAAGAAAAGCGGACAGGAGAGGGGACGCGAGAAGCACAGAAAGAAUUCUUCCUCAAGUAGUGACAGUGACUCAGACAGCAGCAGUUCAUCAGGCUCUAGGAGAUCCCAUUCAUCAUCUAGUGACAGCAGCUCCAGUAGUAGUGGCAGUUCGCGCAGCAGCUCUUCACGGUCCGGAAGUUCUAGUUCCAGUCGGUCAUCCUCCAGCGACAGUAGUCCACGGAGGACCAGGGUCAAACGGAAAGCAUCAGAAUCUCCUAAAAGGAAGAAGAGGAGUCCUUCUCCAGUCAAACCCACCAAAGUACAUGUUGGUCGACUGACACGCAAUGUCUCAAAAGACCACAUCAUGGAGAUAUUCAGUGUGUAUGGACAGGUGAAACAUAUAGAAAUGCCUAUUGACAGAGUCCAUGCAAGUUUCUCCAAGGGAUUUGCUUAUGUGGAGUAUGAUAACACUACAGAGGCAGAAAAGGCAAUAAAGUAUAUGAAUGGAGGUCAGAUAGACGGUCAGGAGAUAUCAGCUGCUGCAGUGUUGGCACCACGACCUGUGAGGCCUAGAAGAUCACCCCCACGCAGACCACCUCCAAGAUGGAACAGACAAUCACCUCCUCGCUACCGGGAUAGGAGAAGGUCGCCACCACAGCGCCGGAGGUCUCCUCCACGUCGAAGAUCACGGUCACCAGUUCGCAGACGUCGUUACAGUAGAUCAAGUUCAAGCUCAUCACGAUGAUAACUAUUUUGUGUAUACACUUUGAAUCUAUGACUGAGAGACUAAGCAAUGGAGAAAUGAUUGAAAAUGUGAUGGAUGAGAAAUCAUCAUUGAAGUAGCAAGCAUUCAAUCACAUAGAUUGAAACCUGUUUCAGUGUGUGAAUAAUUGAAAAUGUGAUGUGUAUGGUUUCGGUAUAAAGCAUGACAUGCAUACACUGAAAGUUUCAAAGAGAUGAUGGUAGAGUAGUGAAUAUGUGAUAAGUAGGUUGAGUAGUGAAUAUGUGAUAAGUAUGGAUCACUGUUUAUCAUUUGGUGUUAAGACUUAAUCACAAAUACCGGUACACUUGGGUGAAUAAGAAGAUGUCGGGAAGUUGCCAUUUUUAUAGCUGUUGUUCUGACACUUGAGAUCUGACAGGGUUUCAAAAUCAGGAAUUAAUGAAUUAAGGAAUGAAAUGGACUUGAACACCAAUAGUUUUGUAUUUUCUACAGCAUGUCUCUUAAGACUCUUUACUGAAACUGCAAUUUUACAUGCAAGUACUAAGGGUGACUUGGAGCAAAAUCUCUCAACAAAUAAAAGGAGUUAUUGCCCUUUGUUCCGUUUCUUGAUGGCAUGUCUUCUAUAUUGUUAUCAAAACGAACAAAUACAAUGUAUUUUAUGUGAGAUAGCAGUCUCUUGUACAGAUGGUAGGUCUUGCACUAAUACUAAAGAGAUAUAUAUUUAUGGAUGACGAAAUACUUGUCUCAUUGAAUUAUUCCAGGCAUUCCAUUUAGAUGUCAUUCAAAUCAUCAGCAAAAUUCAGAAAACUUGCUCGUUGUCAACAAAAUUAUUAGAAAUGAUAUCAACUGAUUUCAACUUACAUGCGCCAUUCUUUUAUCUUUUGUCAUUUUUAUCCUGUUUGUCUGGAUUUGUGUGGAUUUUGUUUUUAUGUGAGGGAGGAGGCAAUGUUAUUGCAUUGGUAUGAUCAGUCAAUUUGGUGUGAAAGUACUUCUAUUCAUUAUAAUGUAAUUGAAUUAAAUAAAUGAAUCACAAAUUG
Ylistrum balloti is the source of this 1810-nucleotide messenger RNA. Its product is annotated as RNA-binding protein with serine-rich domain 1-B-like. The record is from RefSeq and is a predicted model, not a curated record. The coding region runs from base 42 to 797 and encodes 251 amino acids. Gene Ontology annotation, molecular function: RNA binding. Gene Ontology annotation, cellular component: nucleoplasm; ASAP complex; cytoplasm. Lineage: Eukaryota; Metazoa; Mollusca; Bivalvia; Pectinida; Pectinidae. Gene Ontology annotation, biological process: mRNA splicing, via spliceosome. The transcript has 6 exons.